CUUUCUUAAAACAGCUGUGAUCUCCGUUGAGUUUUGCAUUUUCGUUUGUUGAGCUCUUCAUUUUACACUUCCUAGCAAUUGAUAUAAGUAGCCUUCAGAUUACAAAUUGUGAGCAAAAUGUUUAUGGAAUUCAGACGAUCCUCCCUCUCGGCUGAUCAGUCGAUGCCGGGGAUGUCAACACCGCGUCACUCGCUGCUCUCGGGUCGUUUCAAGCAAAGCUUCGCUUACCUGACCUUAAGGACCCGCAUGCCCGGCAUCAUGCAACAGAUUAUUUCCCAUAUGCAGAACAAUACGCCUGAGCUGGUGGAUGAGUUUGGCGAGGAUGUGCGCAAGGAUAUUACUAGUAUAGUGGAUGCCAUAGAGCGACUGAAGGUGGACCUGAAUCGGGAUCGUUACUUUACGCUCUUUCACGGCGACGAGCCGGACCAGGCGAAGUGGAAUGCGUUUCUGAGUGAGCUUCCAAAGCCGAAAAGGAGUUACUUUCGAGCCUGCUGGCUUCAUGCUGAGUGCUAUCUCUAUCGGCGCAUCUUUUCGUUCUUCGAGCACAGUCAGUAUCUGAAAACGUACGACUACUUUGCCCAUCUGAAGCAGGAGGAUCUGAAGAUCAGUGUGCCGUCCAUGAAGGUUCUGGCUACGGCCACAAGGCAACUACAGAAGGAUUGGACGACCUUCAACAAACUGAUGCGCCUGAGCUUGUGGAGCAACCACUUUGAGAUUCAAAUGAAUGCGAUAUUGUUUGAGGGUCCAAAAAAUGAGAAGAUUGAUGUUUUGUCGUUAUUAAUCGACUUGGACCAUCGGAUUCUGGCAAAUGAAUCCAUGCUGGUGUGGAAUUGUCUGAUCAAGGCCAAGAAGAGAGCACAGAAGCGUAUUAUUGUGGAUUACGUUUGCGACAAUGCGGGCUUCGAACUGUUUACGGAUCUGAUCUUUAUCGAGUAUCUGGUUGACACGGGCCUGGCCACCCAAGUGCGAAUGCACGUGAAGGCCAUACCUUGGUAUAUAUCGGAUGCCACAAGACAAGAUAUUGAGUGGACUCUGGACUUCUUGCAGCACCACCCCAGCGACAUACUCUCCUCCCUUGGGCAUAAGUUUGCAGAAUUGUUUCGCUCCAAGCUCGUAAUAAUUGCGCCCCAAACGUAUUUCUGGACAGGUCCACAACCGUUCUUUGUCAUGGUCGAUGUGGACAUUGAACUCUUCAAGCUACUGGCCGGAGCCGAAUUGGCCAUCUUCAAGGGGGACCUCAACUAUCGCAAGCUCAUGGGCGAUUACAUUUGGGAUCCCACGGAGGAGUUCAUCACGUGUCUGCGCGGCUUUCGACCCACAAAUGUGUGCGCCAUGCGUACCGUUAAGUGCGAGGUGAUUUGUGGUCUGCCCGAGGGCGUCGCCGAUAGUCUAGUGCUCUCGAAUCCCCAGUGGAUGACAUCGGGCUACUAUGCUGUCAUUCAGUAUACGGAUAGUCUCAGGUGCAAUUGUUGUCUGCUGGACCAGUCUGAGCAAGAUGGGAUUGCAUGUGAUCGAGAGAAAACCGUAUCUUGUAGCAUAUAUCAGCAUAGUCGGCCUGUGCGCUAAAAUCGAUCCGAAACGGCACAAAGAUUGGACAACAAAAUGGUAUUGGAAGGAAAAGGAAAGGGAUAAGAAGGGAGAAAAGCUCAGACUUUGGAAGGAGACUGGAAUGGUGCUGGAAAUCGACAAAGUAGUGAACGACUCUGGAAAGGCCUAAGAACGGCUAUGGAAUGACUGGAAAGGUACAGGAAUAAUCCUGGAAUGUUGAUUGGGAAAAUGUAUGUAAAAUGUACUACAGAGAUUUAUAUUAUGAAAUAAAAACCUAUGACUAGGAAACUA
Messenger RNA from Scaptodrosophila lebanonensis, 1839 nucleotides. RefSeq names its product damage-control phosphatase ARMT1. The record is from RefSeq and is a predicted model, not a curated record. The transcript has a single exon. Gene Ontology annotation, cellular component: nucleus; cytoplasm. Gene Ontology annotation, biological process: DNA damage response. NCBI's taxonomy places the organism in Eukaryota, Metazoa, Arthropoda, Insecta, Diptera, Drosophilidae. The coding region runs from base 118 to 1566 and encodes 482 amino acids. Gene Ontology annotation, molecular function: phosphatase activity.